Molecule: messenger RNA, 1519 nt
Organism: Prunus persica (peach)
Lineage: Eukaryota; Viridiplantae; Streptophyta; Magnoliopsida; Rosales; Rosaceae
Exons: 1
Coding region: 235-1329 (364 amino acids)
Cellular component (GO): membrane
Molecular function (GO): glycosyltransferase activity
Source: RefSeq, a predicted model, not a curated record
CCUUUCCCUCUCUUCCAAUCCUCACCCCUGUUCUGCGCACGUUCCAAAAAGAUGUCCUCCCUCUCUGCCCCACCACCACCUCCACCACCACCACCACCAACUUCAAUAAUUACUAAAACAUUAUCGUCGACUUAAGCCCUAAAUAUUCCCUUUCUUAUCUUUUUCUGCACAAUUUCAAUCCCCCAAUUCCAUAAAUCUAGGUUUUAAUACUUUCAUCCAAAACCAAAAUCCAAAAUGUUCUCCUCUCCUUUAAUCCCAGCCUUGUCUAUACUCAUAUUUCUCCCUUUCCUCUUUCUCAUCGCCCCAAGAAUCCUCCUCCUCACAGACCUUCAAAUCUCACUGUCUCCAGAUGAGCUUGACGACGUCGCUUUGUUCCACAAAGCUAUACUUGCUUCUUCCUCUCAUCAUCAUCGUACAUCUUCUUCCUCUAUCUCCCACUUGGGCACCACCACAAACCCUAAACCCAAAAUCGCCUUCCUCUUCCUCACAAACUCAGACCUUUCUUUUGCCCCUUUAUGGGAAAAGUUCUUCCAUGGCCACCAACACCUCUUCAACAUCUACAUCCAUGCCGAUCCAACGGUCCAGAUCACUCCUCCCGGCGGCGUAUUCGAAGGCCGCUUCGUCCCGGCAAAGAAGACCGAGCGGGCCUCCCCCACGCUCAUAUCUGCGGCGCGUAGGCUCCUCGCCAACGCCAUCCUGGACGAUCCAUUAAACCUAUACUUUGCCUUAGUGUCCCAACACUGUAUCCCACUGCACUCUUUUCCCUUUGUCUACAAAACCCUCUUUGGCAGCGAACUCGCCGCUUUAAGAGAUUUUGCCACCCAAUCAAAUCACCAAAGUUUCAUCGAAAUCCUCUCCGAUGAUCCCAACCUCCCUGAGCGCUACGUGUCUCGGGGAGACAAUGUGAUGCUCCCGGAAGUGCCUUUCGAGCAAUUCAGGGUUGGAUCUCAGUUUUAUAUCUUGACCAAGCGGCACUCGUUGCUCGUGAUCCAAGACAAGAGACUUUGGAGGAAAUUUAAGCUGCCUUGCUUGAACGUCUACUCUUGCUACCCUGAGGAGCAUUACUUCCCAACACUUUUGUCCAUGGAGGACCCCAAAGGUUGUAGCCACUACACACUUACAAGAGUGAAUUGGACUGACAGUACGGAUGGGCAUCCCUACACAUAUGAGGCUCCUGAAAUUUCUGCACAGCUCGUGCAUACCUUGAGGAAGUCCAAUUCGAGCUAUUCCUACUUGUUUGCGAGGAAAUUCUCUCCCGAUUGCUUGAGGCCCUUGAUGAAAUUAGCAAGUCGUGUCAUAUUUCGAGAUUCCAAUUGUGUUUAUAAUUAACGCAGGUGAUUAACAGCUCAGGUAAAUGUCCUAACCUUUUAGAAAUUUGAUUGGGAGAAGUGUUUAUAGCAAACUUUUGUAAUGGCAAGUAGGGGAUAAUCCUUUUAGUCACUCAUGUUUCAAUGACCAAAUUGCGUGUUACUGAUCAAAUUAUAAGAUUUUUAGUGAUUGCCGACGAAGUCUAACCAAU